Messenger RNA from Oncorhynchus keta (chum salmon), 1546 nucleotides. Its product is annotated as rab-3A-interacting protein-like. Gene Ontology annotation, biological process: exocytosis. The transcript has 10 exons. The record is from RefSeq and is a predicted model, not a curated record. Lineage: Eukaryota; Metazoa; Chordata; Actinopteri; Salmoniformes; Salmonidae. Gene Ontology annotation, molecular function: guanyl-nucleotide exchange factor activity. The annotation marks the transcript as partial. Gene Ontology annotation, cellular component: Golgi to plasma membrane transport vesicle.
CCUCCGACACCAGACCCCAAUGUCACAGCGCCCCUUCCAGCGCCCUGUACCGUACACCCUCCCUCAGCUCUAGCCCCUGCCCCCAACGCCCUGCGAGCCGACCAGCUGCCCACCCAGCCCAUCUACUCUGCCCCUAGGCUACUGGGCAGCACAGAACCCCACAAUGGAAGCGUUCCGGGGUUGGAACCCCCCGUCCGGUCAGAGACGGAGUCAGCAGAAGGGGUGUUCCUGUCUGGAGAGGAAGGGGAGGAGUCUCUGGGUCUGACCAAUGACAGCCUGUCCCGCCUCCGCAGCCCCUCAGUCAUGGAGAUCAGAGAGAAAGCCAAUGAGAGACUGAAGGAGGAGCUAGCCAAGGCACAGAGGGAUGUUAAGUUGAAAGACGAGGAGUGUGAAAGGCUUUCUAAAGUCAGGGACCAACUGGGCCAGGAACUGGAGGAGCUCACUGCUAGCCUGUUUGAGGAAGCUCACAAGAUGGUGCGUGAGGCCAACAUCAAACAGUCGACGGCUGAGAAGCAGCUGAAGGAAGCUCUGAACAAGAUUGAUGUGCUCCAGGCGGAGGUGUCUGCCCUGAAGACCUUGGUCCUGUCCACGUCCCCCACCUCCCCCUGUCACGACCUUCCUGGGGGCUCCAAGGCCCCCUUCAAGAAGGGUCACGGCCGCAACAAGAGUACCAGCAGCGCCAUGCUGGGCAGCGGACAGGAACUGAGCGGCACACAGCCCAUCGUACGAGACUGCAGAGAGCUGGACAGUCUCCUGUUUAGUGAGUUUAAGUUGUGGAAGGAGGAGCCCAGUCUGGAGAGGAACAGCUCCUUCCUGGAGAGAGUCUACAGAGAGGACAUCUACCCCUGUCUCACCUUCUCCAAGAGUGAGCUGGGGUCGGCCAUCUUGGAGGCAGUGGAGAGGAACACGCUCAGUGUGGAGCCGGUGGGCUACCAGACGCUGCCUGUCGUCAAGGCAUCUGCUGUGGAGUGUGGAGGACCAAAAAAGUGUGCCCUUAGUGGCCAGACCAAAACCUGCAAGCACAGAAUCAAGUUUGGUGAUUCCAGCAACUAUUACUACGUGUCUCCUUUCUGUCGUUAUCGGGUGAGUUUUACCACGUCUACAGCACUCUCAUUUAUCAACCUCACUCUCAUUUAUCAACCUGUAAUCCCCUACGACGUCCACAGCACUCUCAUUUAUCAACCUGUAAUCCCCUACGACGUCCACAGCACUCUCAUUUAUCAACCUGUAAUCCCCCCGUCUACGGCACUCUCAUUUAUCAACCGUCCACAGCACUCUCAUUUAUCAACCUGUAAUCCCCACAACGUCUACAGCACUCUCAUUUAUCAACCUGUAAUCCCCUACGACGUCCACAGCACUCUCAUUUAUCAACCUGUAAUCCCCUACGACGUCCACAGCACUCUCAUUUAUCAACCUGUAAUCCCCUACGACGUCCACAGCACUCUCAUUUAUCAACCUGUAAUCCCCUACGACGUCUACAGCACUCUCAUUUAUCAACCUAUCACGUCAGUUUGCAUCCACCAAGGGCUGGUCAAGCUGCAGGACG